AUGGUCGUCGGCCUGCUCUUGCUGGUUUUACCACUUAUUGCCGACGCAGCAGCGGUGGACGCGCAAGCCGGCGAGAAGAGCGCAAACGACAAGAGCCAGAGCGCAUCGGCGAAGAAGAGUGUCCCGUUCUGCACAGCGAUUUCAAAGACAACAGGAAACUUCUACGACUUGAGUAAACUAUCGCGGGAAAAGGGCGUUCAUGAAUCUGAUUUCCAUAUCCGCGGCCACGAUUAUGGCAACAAUUUUACUAUGAACAUUUGUGCGCCGGUUCUGGCUCCUCCGACCGACAUCAUGGGCGUCAAAGAGGUUUCGAAUGUGUCGGCAUACUACACGACGGAGAAGGGCGAGAAGUUCUCGAUCGGCGAGGUUGCGCAGCCGCCUGCGUUCCGGGGACGUAAGCUAGUGCUCGAGUACAGUGACGGUUCACCAUGUCCUAAAGCACAGGAUCUGCGCAAGUCGUCGAUUAUCACGCUUGUGUGCGACCGCGAGCUGCUGACGGACAUUCAGCUGCAGUUCAUCGCGCAGGUGCACGAGUGCGCAUAUUUCUUUGAAGCGCGGACACCACACGCGUGCGCAAAGGCCGGAUCGCAGGGCGGAGGAGCAGAUACGCUGGGACCGUUUGGGAUGUUUGCAUUGAUUGUGUUUGUGAUGCUAAGUGUCUACUUUUUGGCGGUGUCGCGGAGGCGGGUGCCGUAUGUGCAUGCGUUUGUGAACGCGUUCUUCUCGCUGAUCCGCAAGGUGUCGGGAUGGGGGCCGGAGAUGGUUGCGCAGGAGAAGCCUACGGCGCGGUCAUACCAGUGA
Molecule: messenger RNA, 801 nt
Organism: Myxozyma melibiosi
Lineage: Eukaryota; Fungi; Ascomycota; Lipomycetes; Lipomycetales; Lipomycetaceae
Product: mannose-6-phosphate receptor binding domain-containing protein
Exons: 2
Coding region: 1-801 (266 amino acids)
Source: RefSeq, a predicted model, not a curated record